CCAAAAUGCACUUUGCCUUCAACUACAACUCUGGGCAAUAAAAUAGAGUCAUUACCUAAUUAUACUUUGCUCGAGUACAUUUAACAUUUUCCCAACAUCACAAAACGUGUUGGUGUUUUGUUGAUAAGUUUUAAACAUUGACAAUAAAAAAUUAAACACAAGUAAAAAAGUGGUGGCUGAAAAUGACUGAAACCAAUGAUGGAAAUGAUGUUGAUGAUAAAGCUAAAAAAUCCAAAAAAAAGAAUAUGGAUGAUCUCAAAAAAGAGCUUGAAAUGGAUGAACAUAAAAUUGACAUAAAGGAUUUGCUAAUAAGGCUGGAAACAAGUGUAGAGAAAGGGCUGAGUUCAAGUGUUGCUGCUAGAAAUUUAGAUCGUGAUGGCUUAAAUACUCUUCAAGGUAUUAAAGGCACACCUGAGUGGAUCAAAUUUGGAAGGCAAAUGAUAAGUGGUUUUGCAUUGCUUUUGUGGGCUGGUGCUUUACUAUGUUAUAUUGUCACCAUUAUUCGAUUUACAACUGAACCAAAUCCAGUAUAUGACGAAGUUUACUUGGGCACUGUUUUGGUAGUUGUUGUUGUUUUAACUGGCAUUUUUUCUUAUUAUCAGGAAGCAAAAAGUUCAGCUAUAAUGGAUAGUUUUCAAAAACUUAUUCCACAAGAAGCAAUUGUGAUGCGAGAUGGUUCAAAAAUGACAAUAAGUCCGAGUCAUUGUGUCAUAGGUGAUGUUGUAUAUUUAAAAAGUGGUGACAGAAUUCCUGCAGAUGUUCGUAUUAUUGAAUCUAGAGGGAUGAAGGUUGACAACUCUUCAUUAACUGGGGAAUCAGAGCCUCAAUCAAGAAAUAUUGAAUGUACUUCUGACAAUCCGAUUGAGACAAAAAAUCUUGGUUUUUUUUCUACUAAUGUGGUUGAAGGUGAUGGAGUUGGGAUUGUUGUUAAAAUUGGCAUGAAAACAGUUAUGGGUCGCAUAGCAAAUCUUGCAUCAGGAUUAGAAGCUGGAAAAACACCUAUUGCUGCUGAGAUUGAACAUUUUGUUCAUAUUAUUGCAUUUGUCCCGACAACUGUUGGAUUAAUUUUUUUUAUUGUUUGUAUGAGUCUUGGUUAUAAUUGGUUACAGUCUGUUAUCUACGUUGUUGGGAUAAUUGUAUCAAAUGUGCCAGAGGGUCUACUUCCUACUGUUACUGUUUGCCUAACCUUAACAGCAAAAAAAAUGGCUAAAAAAAAUUGUUUAGUUAAAAACUUACAAGCUGUUGAAACACUUGGAAGUACUUCAGUUAUUUGUUCAGAUAAAACUGGGACAUUAACACAAAACCGAAUGACAGUGGCGCAUAUCUGGUUUGAUUUGCAUGCUGUUGAAAUAAAUACAACAGAAAAUCAAUCUCCUUUUAAUGAACAACAAAACUCACCAACAUGGGAAGCACUUGCAAGAAUUGGUGCAUUAUGUAGUAGAGCUGAUUUUAAAAGUGGUCAAGAAAAUGUUCCAAUAAUGAGAAAAGAUUGUACAGGUGAUGCAUCAGAGGUAGCCAUUUUAAAGUUUAUUGAAAAUACUGUUGGAGAUGUUAUGAGCAUACGCUCAAAAAAUAAAAAACUUGCAGAGGUUCCUUUUAACUCAGCUACUAAGUUUCAGGUGUCUGUUCAUAAGUUAGAAAAUGCAAAUUCUUCUCCUGAUGCAUCAAUAUAUAUUGCUGUUAUGAAAGGUGCACCUGAAAGAAUCUUGGAAAGAUGCGCGUAUGCUUUAAUUGAUGGAAAAGUACAACCAAUCAAUGAAGAAUUUAUUGAAACAUUUAACAAAGCUUAUGCCACUCUUGGUGGUUUUGGUGAGCGCGUAUUAGGUUUUUGUCAUUGCUAUCUUCCUCAAGAUCAAUAUCCUGAUGGUUUUGCAUUUGAUUCUGAGGAAACUAACUUUCAACUUGAUAAAUAUUGUUUUGUGGGAUUGAUGAGUAUGUUAGAUCCCCCCAGACCUUCUGUGCCAGAUGCUGUUAGUAGAUGUAGAAGUGCUGGUAUCAAAGUCAUCAUGGUAACCGGUGACCAUCCUAUUACAGCAAAAGCUAUAGCUAGAAGUGUUGGAAUUAUAUCUGAAGGAACUGAGACUAUUGAAGACAUAGCACAAAGGUUAAAUAUACCAAUUGAACAAGUCCAAAAAAAUCAUGCAAAAGCAUGUGUAGUAAGUGGAAGUCAGUUAAAAGACAUGAGUCAAAAAGAUCUUGAUGAUGUUUUGAAAAAUCAUACUGAGAUUGUUUUUGCUCGCACAUCACCUCAGCAAAAACUGAUCAUUGUAGAAGGUUGUCAACGUCAAGGUGCAAUUGUAGCUGUUACUGGUGAUGGUGUAAAUGAUUCACCGGCCUUAAAGAAGGCUGACAUUGGUAUUGCAAUGGGUAUAGCAGGAUCCGAUGUAUCUAAGCAAGCUGCUGAUAUGAUUCUGCUAGAUGAUAAUUUUUCUUCCAUUGUAACUGGUGUUGAAGAAGGACGUUUGAUAUUUGAUAAUUUAAAGAAGACAAUUGUGUACAUGCUAACCUGUAACAUAGCUGAAUUAACACCCUUUGUUUUUUUUAUUAUAUUAAAUAUUCCACUGCCUCUCGGAAAUAUUCCAAUGUUAUUAAUCUCUAUUGGUACUGACAUUGCACCAGCCAUUGCAUUAGCUUAUGAACCAUCAGAAAAUGAUAUCAUGGAAAGAAAACCUCGAGAUCCUAAGCGUGAUAACCUUGUCAAUGCUCGUCUUAUAUGUCAAUCUUACGCUGUCAGAGGUGUAAUUGAGUCUGUUGGCGCUUUUUUGUGUUACUUUAUUGUUCUGGGUCAAAAUGGAUUUUGGCCUUUAGAUUUAAUAGGAAUUAGAAAAUCAUGGGAUGAUAAUACUAAUAAUAAUCUUCCAGAUUCUUAUGGGAGUGAAUGGACUUAUUACCAAAGGAAAGAGUUAGAAUUAACAGUCCAUACAGCUUUUUUCACUACUAUUGUUGUUUGUCAAUGGGGUGAUCUUAUUGCCAGUAAAACUCGUCGGUUGUCUCUAUUUCAGCAUGGAAUGAAAAACUGGGUUAUAUUCUUUGCAAUAUUUUUUGAGACAACUUUAACUUGUUUUGCUCAGUAUACACCUGGGUUAAAUACUGCUUUGACCUUGCGUCCAAUUAGAUUUGUUUAUUGGCUGCCUGGUCUACCGUAUGCUUUAUUCUUAUUUGUUUUUGACGAGAUACGGAAAUAUUUUAUUUCCCACUAUCCAGGAGGUUUUUUUGAAAGGGAAACGGCUUAUUAGGUAUCAAAACAUAUGGAAUUUUUAGCUUGUUCGAGAUAGUGAACCACAAUUCUACAUAGUGGUGAAUCAUAUUCCUUCAUAGGAUUGAAGCAUCAUAUUUAUGCUAACAUAAAGCGUCGUUAUUAUUAUAUUAACUUGAAGAUUAAUGUAUUUAUGUAAGUUCUAAACGCCAUUAAUUUUAUGUUAACUGUUGUAUUCAACCAUAAAGUCGAAAACGUUGUAAAUUUAGCGAUAAAUUAUUAUUUUUAAUAUUAACUUUUUGAUAAGGUUUUGAUAAGUCACAUUUAGAUAAGUUAUU
Messenger RNA from Hydra vulgaris (swiftwater hydra), 3534 nucleotides. RefSeq names its product sodium/potassium-transporting ATPase subunit alpha-like. Gene Ontology annotation, biological process: sodium ion export across plasma membrane; intracellular potassium ion homeostasis; intracellular sodium ion homeostasis. Gene Ontology annotation, molecular function: ATP binding; ATP hydrolysis activity; P-type sodium:potassium-exchanging transporter activity. The record is from RefSeq and is a predicted model, not a curated record. Lineage: Eukaryota; Metazoa; Cnidaria; Hydrozoa; Anthoathecata; Hydridae. Gene Ontology annotation, cellular component: plasma membrane.